This is a messenger RNA of Ananas comosus (pineapple), 1312 nucleotides long. Its product is annotated as probable CCR4-associated factor 1 homolog 7. Lineage: Eukaryota; Viridiplantae; Streptophyta; Magnoliopsida; Poales; Bromeliaceae. The record is from RefSeq and is a predicted model, not a curated record. The coding region runs from base 321 to 1151 and encodes 276 amino acids. Gene Ontology annotation, molecular function: poly(A)-specific ribonuclease activity; nucleic acid binding. Gene Ontology annotation, cellular component: P-body; CCR4-NOT core complex; CCR4-NOT complex. The transcript has a single exon.
GCCCCAAUCCUCGUCAUUUCACCUCUCUCUCUUUAUCGCUCUUUCGACUCUUCUUCGCUUCACCUUCCUCUCGCCGACGCCGAUGCGAUUUUGAAAACGAGUAAACCCUAGCUCAGGGGAACGACGACGACGUUCUCCGCAUCCUCAUCAUCGCCCACCCCCUUUGACCCCGCGCAUCCCCCCUUCAAAAUCCCCACAAACCCUAGUUUCCUCUCCCCAGAUCCACGCCGAUCGUGCCCGAAUCCCCCCUCGCCCGCGCUAGAUCCGUGCUCUCCGUCCCCGAUUCCUAGGGUUUCCGCGAGGUUUUGGAUGGUCCGGAGAUGUCGAGCGCGAUCCUGCCGAAGAACGAGACGGUGCAGAUCCGCGAGGUGUGGGGCGAGAACCUCGAGUCGGAGUUCGCCCUGAUCCGCGACAUCGUCGACGAGUUCCCGUACGUGGCGAUGGACACGGAGUUCCCCGGGAUCGUCCUCCGCCCCCUCGGGAGCUUCAAGACCAACUCCGACUUCAACUACGCCACCCUCAAGGCCAACGUCGACCUGCUCAAGCUCAUCCAGCUCGGCCUCACCUUCUCCGACGCCGCCGGCAACCUCCCCACCUGCGGCACCGGCCGCGGCUGCGUCUGGCAGUUCAAUUUCCGCGAGUUCGACGCCCACCGCGACGUCUACGCCUCCGACUCCAUCGAGCUCCUCCGCCAGAGCGGCAUCGACUUCAAGAAGAACAACGAGAAGGGCAUCGACGCCCACCGCUUCGCCGAGCUGCUCAUGUCGUCCGGCAUCGUGCUCAACGACUCCGUCCACUGGGUCACCUUCCACAGCGGCUACGACUUCGGCUACCUCCUCAAGCUCCUCACUUGCCAGAACCUCCCCGACACCCAGGCCGGCUUCUUCGCCCUCAUCAAGAUCUACUUCCCCAUGGUCUACGACAUCAAGCACCUCAUGAAGUUCUGCAACAGCCUCCACGGGGGCCUCAACAAGCUCGCCGAAUUGCUCGAAGUCGAGCGCGUCGGGAUCUGCCACCAGGCCGGGUCCGAUAGCUUGCUCACGUCCUGUACCUUCAGGAAGUUGAAGGAGUCGUUCUUCAACGGCUCCACCGAAAAGUACGCCGGCGUGUUGUAUGGUCUCGGUGUGGAGAAUGGGUUGAACACUCAUUGAGUGGGGAAAAAAAGGAGAAAACUUUAUUCUAAUAAAAUAUGAAUUAAUGAAAAGAUAGUCUGUUUGGUGAAAAUAUAUUUCUCAUUUCCGUGUCGAUUUGUUCGUUUUGGUGCAAUUUGCUUUAGAUAUGUUAAUUAGAUGCGCAAAGGCAUUGGCUUUAA